Molecule: messenger RNA, 1815 nt
Organism: Colletotrichum karsti
Lineage: Eukaryota; Fungi; Ascomycota; Sordariomycetes; Glomerellales; Glomerellaceae
Product: major facilitator superfamily transporter
Exons: 3
Coding region: 1-1815 (604 amino acids)
Biological process (GO): transmembrane transport
Molecular function (GO): transmembrane transporter activity
Source: RefSeq, a predicted model, not a curated record
AUGGAAAACCCAUCACGGACGUCCUCGUCCUCGCACACCCUCCCCCCGGGCUCCGCCUCCUCCUCCUCACCCCAAUACGCCUCCAUCACAAACCACACCUCCUCACCCACGACAACCACAAACACAAACACAGCAGCAGCGAACCGCCGCUCCUCCAUCGCCUCAAACGUCCUCCACCCCGUCACCACAAAAGAACAAGUCGCCGACCCGGACCUCGACCUCAACCUCCCCUACCGCACCCUCUCCCCCAACGCCAACCUAGACGAGUACCGCGUCGAGACCCGCGAUGGCCAGAUCCCCGGCCCGCCCGCCGGCGACGGCCCGGCCUCCAACUACAAACUCGUCACCUUCACCCCGGGAGACCCCCAGAACCCAAAGAACUGGUCAAAGGCCUACAAGUGGUACUGCACCAUGGUCGUCGCGCUGACCUGCUUCGUCGUCGCCUUCUGCUCCUCCGUCAUCACCGCCGACAUCGCCGGCGUCGCCUCCGAGUUCGGCGUCUCCGAGGAGGCCGCCCUCGUCAGCAUCUCCGUCUUCGUCAUCGGCUUCGGAAUCGGCCCCAUGUUUUUCGCUCCCCUCUCCGAGGUCUACGGCAGACAGGUCAUCUACGGCUCGACGCUGCUCGUCGCUGUGGUCUUCAUCAUCCCCUGCGCCGUCGCGAAGAACCUCGCGACUCUGCUCGUGUGCCGCGCCAUCGACGGCAUCGCCUUCUCCGCGCCCAUGACCCUCGUCGGCGGCACCCUCGCAGACCUCUGGCGUAACGAGGAGCGCGGCGUCCCCAUGGCCGCAUUCUCCGCCGCCCCCUUCAUCGGACCAGCCAUCGGUCCCCUCGUAGGCGGCUUCCUCUCCGACGCGACGGGCUGGCGCUGGCUCUACUGGAUCCAGCUCAUCCUCGCCUUCGUCGUCUGGGUCCUCAUCACCUUCACCGUGCCCGAGACCUACGCGCCCACCAUCCUCUCCCGCCGCGCCGCCGCCCUCCGCAAGACCACCGCCGACCCCUCCCACGUCACCGAGCAGGACAUCGACAUGCGGCCCCUCUCCGAGCGCCUCGGCAUCUUCCUCGUCCGCCCCUUCCAGCUCCUCUUCCGCGAGCUCAUCGUCUUCCUCAUCUCCAUCUACAUGUCCGUCCUCUACGGCCUCCUCUACAUGUUCUUCGUCGCCUUCCCCAUCAUCUACCAGAAGCGCAAGGGCUACUCCGCCUCCUCCACCGGCCUCAUGUUCAUCCCCCUCGCCGUCGGCGUCGUCAUGUCCGCCAUGUGCUCCCCCUGGGUCAACAGGCACUACCUCAAGAUGGUCGCCCGCCACAACGGCAACCCCCCCGCCGAGAUCCGCCUCAUCCCCAUGAUGCUCUCCUGCUGGUUCAUCCCCGUCGGCCUCUUCAUCUUCGCCUGGACCUCCUACCCGGACCUGCACUGGGCCGGGCCCGCCUUCGGCGGCUUCCCCGUCGGCUUCGGCUUCAUCUUCCUCUACAACUCGGCCAACAACUACCUCGUCGACUCGUACCAGCACCAGGCCGCCUCCGCCCUCGCCGCCAAGACCUGCAUCCGCUCCUUCUGGGGCGCCGCCGUCGUCCUCUUCACCGAGCAGAUGUACGACCGCCUCGGCGACCAGUGGGCCUCCACCCUGCUCGCCUUCAUCGGCCUCGCGUGCUGCGCCAUCCCCUUCCUGUUCUGGGUGUACGGCGCCAAGAUCCGCGAGAGGAGCAAGUAUGCCUACUCCGGGGAGGACGAGCAGGCAUCGUCUGGGUCCGAUGUGGAGAAGGCGAAGCCGCAGAAGAACGCGCUGGCGCCUACCCGCACUUUCGAGCCCGCGUAA